AUGAUCUGGGCCGGCAGUGUGAGGUCCGUACCUCUUCCAACUGACGGCAGUCCACGCAUAUGUUCAGGAGCGCUUCCUGCCCAAAGAAAGCUUUGGAGCUCUACGUCGUCCUUCACAGCCCUUGCGUUUGCUGCUGGUCGAAUUGCUAGAAGCCUGCGACGAGCCUCUGACCUGGAUGAGAUUGAUCGGCAGAUCGCACGUUUGAUACAGGAACGAGCCAUCAUCGUCAACAGAAGUGAGCGAGUUCCAGUGAGAUCUCUUCAGGUGGGUCAAGGGUUGACCGGAAUUGUCCGAGAGAUUGGACCCUUUGGCAUCUUCUUGGACGUGGGUGCACAGCGUGACGGCCUGGUUCCUAUCAGUCUUAUCUCAGACAACUAUGUUGCUGAUGUCUACGAGGAGUUCAUGCCCGGGCAGAAGGUGUUUGCUUGGGUGGCAGAGAUCAAGCAGAAUGGCGAAUUGUCCUUGACGAUGAGCUCUUGGCGUGCCCGGAAACGUCAAGGUCUGCUGAAGCAAGAUGUCUCAGCCUUUCUCGACAUCGCACCAGAGGAGUGGCUCGCUGGGACGUUGGUGCGAAUCAGCCAGAGCAGGCUUUUGGUGGAACUGGCAACGCCGCCAUCGACGGGUGAGCCAGGCUCCGAUCAUGGUCAACGCCGAGUGUGUGGCUUUGUGCACGAGUCGCAGAUGAUUCGUGACGAGCAGCUUCAGGUUGGCCAGCAGAUUCAAGUGCGCGUGCUGCGGGUUGAUGCUCGUGGCCUCCACCUUACCAUGCGGCAGGCGCGUUGGCUUCUCAAACGUUACACAGCUGAAGGUGUGGAUGAACAUGUCCCAAAACAGUCAACGAAGGCGAUGCAUGUCACAAGCUAG
This is a messenger RNA of Durusdinium trenchii, 864 nucleotides long. The record is from the annotation of a GenBank genome assembly. NCBI's taxonomy places the organism in Eukaryota, Dinophyceae, Suessiales, Symbiodiniaceae.